AUGUCCUCUCAGAACCCCACGCAGAUCUUCGCGGAAGACGUGCAGGAGGAGAGGGGCGAGAAUGCUCGUCUCUCCGCCUUCGUGGGCGCCAUCGCUGUGGGCGACCUGGUGAAGAGCACCCUGGGCCCCAAGGGAAUGGACAAGAUAUUACAAUCUGCUUCCACCGGCGAGAUCAUGGUCACCAACGACGGCGCCACCAUCCUCAAGUCCAUCGCUCUCGAUAACGCUGCUGCGAAGGUCUUGGUCAAUAUCUCCAAGGUCCAGGAUGACGAGGUCGGAGACGGCACCACGUCCGUGGCCGUCCUGGCCGCAGAGCUGCUGCGGGAGGCGGAACAGCUGGUCAACCAGAAGAUCCACCCCCAGACCAUCAUUGAGGGCUACCGGAUAGCAAGCCGCGCUGCGCUCGAGGCAUUGGAGAAGACUGCCGUGAACAACAGCAACGACGUUCAGGCCUUCAGGAAAGACCUCAUCGCCAUCGCCAGGACCACCUUGAGCUCCAAGGUGCUGAGCCAGGACCGCGACCAGUUUGCCGAGCUUGCCGUCGAUGCCGUGCUUAGGCUUCAGGGCUCCAGCGAUCUUACACACAUCCAGAUCAUCAAGAAGGCCGGUGGAAAGCUCAAGGACUCGUACCUUGAAGAGGGCUUCAUCUUGGACAAGAAGUUCGGUGUGAACCAGCCCAAGAGGAUCGAGAACGCGAAGAUUCUGAUUGCCAACACUGCCAUGGACACGGACAAGAUCAAGAUCUUCGGCGCGAGAGUGAAGGUUGACGGCACCGGCAAGCUUGCCGAGCUGGAGAAGGCCGAGCGGGAGAAGAUGAAGGCCAAGGUGGACAAGAUCAAGUCUCACGGCAUAAACUGCUUCGUCAACAGGCAGCUUAUCUACAACUGGCCCGAGCAGCUCUUUGCCGACGCGGGCAUCUGCUCCAUUGAGCAUGCCGACUUCGACGGUGUCGAGAGGCUGGCCCUUGUCACUGGAGGCGAGAUCACCUCUACCUUUGACCAUCCCGAGAACGUCAAGCUUGGCCAUUGCGACCUUAUCGAGGAAGUCAUCAUUGGUGAAGACACUCUCAUCAGGUUCUCCGGUGUCGCGGCCGGCAAGGCUUGCACAAUUGUCCUGCGCGGCGCCACCGAGCAGCUUCUGGAUGAGGCCGACAGGUCCCUUCACGAUGCUCUCGCCGUGCUGUCCCAGACAGUCAAGGAGCCCAGGACAACGCUGGGAGGUGGCUGUGCAGAGAUGAACAUGGCCAAGGCCGUUGAGCAGGCAUCGCAGAACGUUGCCGGCAAGAAGGCCCUCGCUGUCGAGGCUUUCGCAAAGGCCCUGCGGCAACUGCCUACCAUCCUGGCCGACAACGCUGGUUACGACUCCAGCGACCUCGUGGCCAGGCUAAGGAAGGCUGUUUACUCGGGUAUGACGGGCUCUGGACUCGACCUCCUGACCCCUGGCGGAGGCAUCGCGGACAUGAGGGAGCUCGGCGUCAUCGAAAGCUACAAGCUCAAGCGCGCGGUUGUUUCGUCGGCAAGCGAGGCCGCCGAGCUGCUGCUGAGGGUUGACAACAUCAUCCGGAGCGCACCGAGGCAGAGAACCCGCAUGUGA
Messenger RNA from Lasiodiplodia theobromae, 1593 nucleotides. Its product is annotated as T-complex protein 1 subunit beta. Gene Ontology annotation, molecular function: ATP-dependent protein folding chaperone; ATP binding; ATP hydrolysis activity. The coding region runs from base 1 to 1593 and encodes 530 amino acids. NCBI's taxonomy places the organism in Eukaryota, Fungi, Ascomycota, Dothideomycetes, Botryosphaeriales, Botryosphaeriaceae. Gene Ontology annotation, cellular component: cytosol; chaperonin-containing T-complex. The transcript is spliced from 4 exons. The record is from RefSeq and is a predicted model, not a curated record. Gene Ontology annotation, biological process: protein folding.